GAAUACAGCUCUCUCACUCUUAGAUCCUCCUUUCCUGAGCAACGAACAACCCGGCCUCCCCUUCAAAGCUUGAAGACCUCGUUACUUGGCAGCUCUUUGUCCCUGUGGAAAAUUGAGGAAAUCUCGUUCAAUCGUAAACAGUAAAUCGAUUGAAGUGUUUGUUGCAACUGUGGGCAUUGAAGUGAAUUGGUGACAUUCCUAAAUACAUAGGAAUAAUAUUCUAGGAGUUAUCGGUGCCACAGGAGCUUUACACAGUCUGAUCCAACUAGCAUGGUUCCCAAACCCAAAAGUCAAGGGGGGUCUAGAUCCUCCAUGGCCCUGAUCUCCACUGCCAUAGAUCGCUACCAGUGGAACUUGUCCCCGGAAUUGGAAACCAUUGCCCGGGAAGAGCUCAAAGAAACGCCAGAGAAACGGGAGAAGGGUCUUCAAACCAUGAGACAGAGGAUCGGGGAAUGGCCCGAGUUGACCCAGUGCCCGACGGAUUCGGUGUUCUUGCUUCGAUUCCUCCGCUCCCAAAAAUUCGACGUGGACAAAUCCAUGAAAGUGUUGGAGCGCUUCAUUCAGAUGCGGGACGAGAACCCCGAUUGGUUCAAGAAACUCGACCCCACCGAACCACACAUUGCCGAAUUGAUCGAGUCUGGCUUUGUCUUCGUUCUCCCCAAAAGAGACGCCAAAGGACGUCGGGUUAUUGUGAAUAAUUCCACUAAUGUAGAUAUCCUUCGACACACCAACUCUGACAUAAUGCGGGUGUUCAUGGCUACGUUCGAGACGUUGAUGGCUGAUGAAGAGAACACAAUUCGAGGCCUGACCUACGUCUUUUACGCCAAAGGCGUCACCUUAGCCCAUGUUCAAAUUUGGAGUCCGUCGGAUGCGGCCAAAAUCUUCGGCACCUGCGAAAAGAAUCUGGCUAUCAGACAUCGUGACAUCAAUCUGGUUCAUUUGCCCUUUGGCGUGUGGGCCGUGGUCGAGUUCCUGAAAUCGUUGCUCAGUUCAAAGAUCCGGAAUCGGAUAUCGACCCAUUCGGACGAUGUGAAAGUGGCUAGAAAGUUGGGCAUUGACGCGGUUCCAGUUGAAUUGGGAGGAUCGGCCGAUCUUUCCAUGGCUUUGAUGGCCAAAGCUUGGGCUCAGACCUUGUUGGAAAAUAGAGAUUAUUUGUUAGAAAUGGAUGCCAUCAGCCUGAAGACUAAACAUCCGGCGCCCUUGGAAGAGUCUCUCGGUCUGAAGAAGCCUUCGACGAGCUAUUGGUCUUAUUUGGUUGGCGGAAAAUGAGCCGAUCCCAGAAGCUCUCAGAAUCAUUUGUUUGCAUUUGUCAAUAAUGUCCCAAUUGUCAACCCAUCUUGUAGAACUGUGGAAUGUCGUGAGCUUCAAUCGAAAAGCGAAGCGUCGCGAUACUCCAGUGAUAAUAAUUUUAAAAUACGUAUGAACUUUGCGGUUUACGUAAGUGCAAUUAUAAGAAUACCAUUGCGAGGCCUAAGCGCCACUUGACUGAAAUAUACAUGAGUUCGUAUUCAAAAUCAA
Molecule: messenger RNA, 1518 nt
Organism: Tigriopus californicus
Lineage: Eukaryota; Metazoa; Arthropoda; Copepoda; Harpacticoida; Harpacticidae
Product: clavesin-2-like
Exons: 4
Coding region: 271-1269 (332 amino acids)
Cellular component (GO): membrane
Molecular function (GO): phosphatidylinositol bisphosphate binding
Source: RefSeq, a predicted model, not a curated record